AUGAUCUCAAAUUCGACACGAGAAAAAGCCAAGGCUACAAAGGCCUAUUUAGAGCAAAAGUAUGCGACCAUGAAACGUGAACGUGAAGAAAGUCGAGAGCGUCGUGAUAAAUUAGAGCAACAGAUGACGGCAAUGCGUCUUACGGAGCGAAAGAAGGAACAAUAUCGCCAGGAAUUACGCAACAAGGAACUCCAGAGUCUGCGGCAUCAACGUAAGCGUCUAGCCGUUGGUGAUUUCCAACCACUGGCUGUCAUCGGACGUGGUGCGUUUGGUGAACUGACUGACCUUGGACUUUGCAAAAAAAUGGACUCACGAGUGGACUUGCUACCUGUUUCGCAACAUGCCAUGAAGCCGGAGCAAGCUAUGUCAACUGCAACUGCUGCAGCAACGAGAAGAGGAGGUGGUGGGAACAGUGUGGACGCAUCACGUAGCAAACCCUUUUCACGUAAUAGGCAGGUUGCAUUUAGUACAGUUGGUACACCGGACUAUAUUGCGCCCGAAGUGUUGGCACAGAAGGGGUAUGAUGAACCGGUACAGACGUGCCGAAGGAUCGUUAAUUGGAAGCAGUCGUUUGGAUUCCCGCCGGAGGCAAUUGUGCGACUGAGCCCGCAAUGCUUGGACUUCGUUCAGAGGCUCAUUUGCAAUGCAGAGAGUCGUCUGGGAACAGGAUCUGUGGAGGACAUCAAACGGCACCCGUGGUUCAAUGGUGUCGAUUGGGCUACGCUGCGCUCGAUUCAAGCACCUUACAUUCCACCGGGAGGCGGCCCGCAGUUUGACUACGUGUUGGAACAACUGCAAAUGAACGACCCUGACCAAUCGGGUCCGCAAUACCAAGAGCUUGUUCGACAGAUCACGUCAAACUUUGACGAAUUUACGGAACCAUGCGAAUUGCCAGUGCCGGCCCCUGUGCAGGUGAUGGGCCAAGCACCUCCUGCUGCGCCAAUGAGCGGGCCCAACGGCGUAGCACGCGGCAAUCAUGCCGUGGUAGGUGAUAACAGCGAAGGCGAACUGCCACAAGCCUUUGGAUCGGACGGCAAGCCGUUGACCUUUAACAAGUUUAUCGGGUAUACAUACAAGCGGAAGUCACCAGUCCGUAUGGCACUCAACGACGGGCUGUUUGACAACGGUAGCGUGAGGACAGCGUCUAGAUCCACAGAGCUCGAAAACGGCUCGGGGUCAGUGCAGUACGCUACAAUACCCAGCAGCUAUGAGAGUCAUGCGGACGCCGGGACUUUGACACCCAGCGCGACAUCAAAUACUAAUAAUGCAGCCUCGGACAUAGGUAGCAAUCCUUACAACUACUUCAGUAAGUAG
Messenger RNA from Peronospora belbahrii, 1314 nucleotides. Lineage: Eukaryota; Oomycota; Peronosporomycetes; Peronosporales; Peronosporaceae. The record is from the annotation of a GenBank genome assembly.